Helianthus annuus (common sunflower) is the source of this 867-nucleotide messenger RNA. RefSeq lists its product as uncharacterized. Bases 1 to 867 code for a protein of 288 amino acids. The transcript is spliced from 3 exons. The record is from RefSeq and is a predicted model, not a curated record. NCBI's taxonomy places the organism in Eukaryota, Viridiplantae, Streptophyta, Magnoliopsida, Asterales, Asteraceae.
AUGCAGUCACUAGAAAACAUGAUGAUAAAGAACGACUUUAUUUACGAGACACGGGAGGAACCCGGAACAGAGAUCGUAAUAGAGAUCUUCUUUCUUCAUCGGUACUCGAGAGACAUGUGGCGUGCAUUCCCCCACAUCAUGCUGAUCGAUGCAACGUACAAGACAAACUUAUACAAUAUGCCAUUUAUCCAGAUUGUUGGGGGUAUGACGCCUACCAACAAAUCGUUUAUUAUCGCGCAUGCCGUUGUUAGUAAAGAACGGGGUGAUAACUUUGUGUGGGUGCUUGAGAGGGUCAAGUCAAUGUUGGAUGAAUGUAUGGAGCCACGAGUCUUCAAUUAUGUGUAUGAUAACUGGCUAAAAGACUGUAAGGAGAUGUUCGUCUUUGCAUGGACUGAUAAAAGGCGCAACUUUGGUAAUCGUACCACAAACAGAGUUGAGAGCCAACACGCCAACUUAAAGAGAUACGUCCUAGAUAGGAGCUCGCUGGACCGUGUAGUUGGUUGUGUCCAGGAUAUAGUUGAGACACAGUUCGGUGAAAUAAGGAAGACUUUUCGAGAAAGCAUCAACCACCACAAACACCCGCUGUUUCAACACCUACUUGGAAAAGUAUCCCAUACAGCCCUUGACUUGUUGAGUGGAGAGGCAAUUAGGAAGCUAGAUGUCUUGGAGCGCUUUCAUUCAUCAUGUGGUUGCCAAAUGUGGUACAGUUUCGGGUUGCCCUGUGCUUGUAGGAUUGAAAAGUACAUGAGUGAAGAGCGUCCGAUUCAACUCGAAGACAUAGACGUCUUCUGGCGGAAACUUAACUUCCAAAGUUGUAAAUUGAUAGACGAUGACGUUGACGUGGUCAAAGAGCUAAAUAUUGUUUGA